Molecule: messenger RNA, 3739 nt
Organism: Cicer arietinum (chickpea)
Lineage: Eukaryota; Viridiplantae; Streptophyta; Magnoliopsida; Fabales; Fabaceae
Product: E3 ubiquitin-protein ligase BRE1-like 1
Cellular component (GO): nucleus; HULC complex
Molecular function (GO): ubiquitin protein ligase activity; metal ion binding
Source: RefSeq, a predicted model, not a curated record
CUCCCACUUCGUAUGUUUCAUCUCUGAGAAAAAGAAAGAAUAUGCAGAGAACUUCUAGAGAGAGAAAGAAAGAGGAGAGAGAAAAAAGGGAUACAGAGAGAGAUUGAAACCUUGGGUUUCAUUCUUUGAAACAUAGUCACCAAGUAGAUUUAGUUAGAGCAAAUAGUUAAGAAUAAUUAACUUGUGUUUUGUUGUUUAUUUUUCAGUAUUUUGGGUUUACUUUGUUGUGUUUGAAUUAGGGUUUAUAAGGGUUUUGUUUUAGAAUUGAAGUUUCUGACUGUGUUUAGGGAUGAUUAAGGAAUUUUGUGAAUAAUUGUUGUUGUUUUUUUUAAUUAAAGAUUUUGAACCUUGUGUUAUAUGAGUGAAGUUGGUGGUGAUUUCUAGGGUUUGUGUGUGUGUGUGGUUUCAAUGGGGAGUAUGGGUGAGACUGAUAGAAAACGGCGUCACUUUAAUUCCUUGUCACAUACACCUGCAACUGCCAAGAAGCUACCCUUCUUGCCAAUUUCUGAAGACAAAAAGCUUGAUAUUGCUGUACUUCAUUAUCAAAAUCAAAAGCUUACACAGAAAUUAGAGACUCAGAAGUUAGAAUAUGCAUCUCUUGAGAAUAAAUUUUCUCAACUGAAGGAGAGGCAACAGUCAUAUGGUUCUACUUUAGCAGUAGUCAAGAAGUCUUGGGAGCAGCUGGUUAAUGAUUUAGAGUCGUGUUCUGAACGCACAAGAGAGUCUAGGUGCAAAGCAGAUUCCAGAUUUGCAUCAAGUACAGAAGAUGGCAGCUCAUCUACUGUUCAAGAUGUUUUUCUUAGCCGACUUUUGCAAACUGGUGCAACUGACACUUCCUCCACAUAUCACUAUGCAAACGAGAUGGAACAGCACAGAGAAAUUACUGCUGAAAAAGCUAAAAGCAUUUUGAAUAAUAUAGUGACAUCUAUUAAUAACUUUCAGUGUCUGAAAGAUGGAUUUCGUACUGCAUUACUGAAAAAGCUUCAAGGAGAUGUUUCAUGUGGGCAGAAGUUGUCCAAUGAUCUGGAUUUGGAAAGUAAAAACUUGAGAUUGGCAUUAAGUGAACUUCACUUAAAGCACAAGUCUUUAGCAAGUGAUUUCCGAAUUCAGAGGGAUCUGGAUGCCAAAAAUAAAGCCGAGCUUAAACGGUUAAAAGGGGAACUGGAAAGCAUGGUUGAAGAGUUAGAAGAAAGCAAUCACAAACUUGCAACACUUAAGGUAGAGAAAGAUGCAGCCAAAGGGGUAGUUCUCCCAGUAUUAACAGUUGGCAAUACACACAUUCCUAACGAUAAGAUCAGAGACAAACAAAAGGAUUUACAAGAUAUGGAAUCUACUUUGAAGGAGCUAUUGGACCAAGCUUCAACACGAUUAGUGGAACUGAAAAGUCUUCAUGAAGAAAGAAUAAGGGUAUUACAGCAAUUGUGUGAUCUACAGAACACAUUGAAGAAUUUGAAGUGGAUUACUUCUUCCCAUGCAUUCCAAUUGGUUAGAGAUCAGAUAGACAAAUCAAAAUCGGAAGUGCGGGAGUAUCAGGCCUUAUAUGAGAAACUACAGGUUGAGAAGGAUAAUCUUGCAUGGAGGGAGAGGGAGUGGUACAUUAAAAAUGAUUUAGCUGAUCUUUUUCAAAGAUCUAUGGUAGUUUCUGAUCUUAGGGUGGCUGAUAUACGCACUGAGAUGCAGAAAACAAUAGAGCAAAGAAAUGUGAUUGAAAAUAAGCUGAAAGAGGAAGCAAAAGAACCAGGAAUGAAAGAAAUUAUUGCUGAAUUUAAAUCUCUGCUUUCUUCAUUUCCUGAGGAAAUGGGAUCUAUGCAAAAUCAACUAAGUAAGCAUAAAGAAUCAGCUUCAGAUAUCCAUUCUCUGCGUGCAGAUGUGCAGUCUAUUUCCAGUAUCCUUGAUCGGAAGGUUAAAGAAUGUGAUGUAUUAUCCGUUAGGUCUGCCGGUCAACUUGCUGAGAUAAACAGUCUGCUUGCUGUGGUUCAAGACUUGCGAGUGACCGAGGAUGAGAUGAAGUUGAUACUGCGAAUGUAUAGACAUGAGACCAUUGAUUCAAGGGAUGUCAUGGAAGCAAGGGAAGCAGAAUACAGAGCAUGGGCACAUGUUCAAAGUUUGAAAUCAUCUCUUGAUGAGCACAACUUAGAAGUUCGAGUUAAGAUGGCAAAUGAAGCCGAAGCCAGAUCGCAGCAAAAGCUUGCUGCGGCUGAAGCUGAGAUAGCAGACAUGAGACAAAAAUUAGAUGAUUCUAAAAGCUUUUUCAGGGAGAUGUGUAAACUGUCUGAUGUCUUGAGAUCGAAAAAUGAAGAAAAUGAAGCCUACUUAUCUGAAAUAGAGACUAUUGGACAAGCAUAUGAUGACAUGCAAACCCAAAAUCAACAUCUGUUGCAUCAGAUUACUGAGAGAGAUGAUUACAAUAUUAAGCUUGUUUUAGAAGGUGUAAGGGCUAGACAAAAACAGGAUUCUUUGCUCAUGGAGAACAGAUUAUUGGACCAAGAGAUCCAGCAAUCAAACGUAUCUCUGAAAAUAUAUGAUACAAAAGCUGCAAGAAUUGAAGACCAGCUGAGGUUUUGCUCAGAUCAGAUUCAAAAACUUGCAGACAAUAAGUUUCAAAGUUCUGUCUUUUUGGAAAAUUCAGAAAAAAAACUGUCGGAUAUUAGACCAUCAUCGCAACAGGUUAGGGAUACAGCGGUAGAAUUGCAAUCUAAAAUUAGUAGUAGCCGGGUGACUCGUAUGGAGUUACAAGUAGAACUUGAGAAAGAAAGAUUUGCUAAAAAGAGAGUAGAGGAAGAUCUCGAAGUUGCUAGGAGAAACUUGUCACAUCUUAAAGCACAAAAUGAGGGUACCUCAGUAACUGAUAAGCUUCAAGAGGAACUGGGAGAGUACAGGAAAAUCGUCAAGUGCAGUAUUUGCCGAGACAGGACAAAAGAGGUGGUAAUUACAAAAUGCUACCACUUGUUCUGCAACCCAUGUAUCCAGAAAAUUGCUGGGAGUCGGCAGCGCAAAUGUCCACAAUGUGGUGCAAGCUUCGGGGCUAAUGAUAUUAAGCCAGUUUAUUUGUAACAAGGUUCCAUCAUGCUUUUUGAGAAGACCUCCGUGUUCAUUUAGAGGUGAUCUGAUUCUGGUGUAUGGUUCAGUUGUAUGCUUUUGCCAACUGUUGAGAUCAGGAACAUUUGCAGCGAUCAAUGAGUGCCUGUCUCGUUACAUUUUGGACCAAAGAUGAUUAUUUUGCUGGUACUUGAAGUUUCAGUACCACUUGUAUACUCUUUCUUGAAUGUGGGAUGUUUUGUUUUACUUACAGUGGAAAGAAUUUGAAGCCACAGGAAACGUUAUAUUCGUUCUUUACAGAUUGAUCAUAAUUCACCUUCCAAUAAGAUUUGCAAAGGCCAUGAAGGUUGUUGUUCUAUAACCGUACAAUUUAUUUCAAACUGUUCUAGGCCCGAACUGGCCUAUGUGCCUUGGAAGUUGACAUUCCUAAAAGUGCAAUCACAUUGUCUUACUCUUACAUCAAUAGUUCUUUUUCCUGCUGCUAUGGCAGAAAUUCAAAUUUUGGCUUCAGAGGCUUGUGUUGUACUUGUAAAUAUCGUAGAUUCAUAAGCUGUCGUUCAAUUUUGGUUUAUCGCGGCCUGUAAUCUGUGUAAUCGUAUAGAUGAUAUAUGCGAUAUAUCAUUGUAAUUGUUGUGUUGUAAUGAUAUGAAUGCCCGAUUUAUCUUUCAUUUGUUCUAAAAUAUAUCUUCCCGGUUGAAUU